AUGCCGGGCUGGCCCGGCGCCUGCCCGAGGCCCAGCUCCUCUCUGCGACUUCCGGCGCAGGCCCGGCCGGGCCUCAGGCUCCGGGCAGCGCCCCCUGCCGCCUCUGGGGCCUGCCCACCCCCCGGGGAGGGUCCCCCCAGGGGGGGCAGCCCCCCUCUGCGGCCCGCCGGCAGCCCUCCUGGGGGCUCCGGGGGCCGCGCGCCUGCGCCGGAAGUGCCUCCGGCCUACUUCCGGCGCAGGCCCGGCCGGGCCUCAGGCUCCGGCCAGCGCCCCCUGCCGUCCUUUGGGGCCUGCCCACCCCCCCGGGGGGCUCCCCCCUGCGUGUGCUCCCCCCUGCGGCCCGCCGGCAGCCCUCCUGGGGGCUCCGGGGGCCACGCGCCGGCGCCGGAAGUGCCUCCGGCCUACUUCCGGCGCAGGCCCGGCCGGGCCUCAGGCUUCGGGCAGCGCCCCCUGCCGCCUUUGGGGGCCUGCCCACCCCCCGGGGAGGGUCCCCCCGGGGGACAGCUCUUCCCUGCGGCCCGCCGGCAGCCCUCCGGGGGCUCCGGGGGGCCGCGCGCCGGCGCCGGAAGUGCCUCCGGCCUACUUCCGGCGCAGCACGUCCCGGCGCCCCCACCCCGGUAG
Messenger RNA from Anolis sagrei ordinatus, 621 nucleotides. The record is from RefSeq and is a predicted model, not a curated record. Lineage: Eukaryota; Metazoa; Chordata; Lepidosauria; Squamata; Anolidae.